AUGGCUGCAGACUUCCCUCACUCUCUCGACUUGAGAGAACUUCCUCGGGCUCGGCCUUCAGCGCGUCGCACGCCGCGACUCUCUGGCCGUUGGGCGGCCGCGUGUCGCCUGCCUCGAGUUGAAGUUGUCAGCGCCUCUGCUUCUGUCGGCUCUGGGGUGAAUCCUUUCGCCUUCAAUCCAGGCGUUUCUCCGCCCAAUCCGUUUCUGUCUGUGAUCGCUGCUGGGGUAAAUGGAGACGCACUCUCCGCAGAGGCGGCGACAGCUGCCCCUUUCCUCGCUGUCCCGGGAGGCCAGCGUCGCACCACUUCCUCGGUUUCGACCCCGUCGUCGCCCAGGUUCCUACAGCCAGACCGCGCCACAGACAGUGCUCAUGAUGCUGGAAAAUUUCCAGGCGAUUCUGUCUCAGGUGUCAUCGCUGGCCCUGCCAAGAGACGCCGCAGCGUCCACGUGGACGGAAGUGUACAGGCUUCCGGCAGCACUGGAAGCACGUUUUCCGGCUUCCGGAGUGCGUCGUUGCGCGGGGCGGAAGCCUUUGAUUUCUCGGCUCUCGCGUCAGCGGACUUUCCUUCCUCUCUCACUUCUGUUUCGCGGACUCAUCAGGAAAAAAAUGCCUUUUCGGAGGUGCCGGGUGACGUGGGAAGCUCGGCCGCGGGCCCGAGUGAGAAGCUCUCCGCUGGACAGGGCGGUGGCAACUAUCAGACCUUCUCUGUGGUUGUUUCCUCGUCCACAGAGGAACCGAAGAAACCACCAGUGUACAUCGACAGCGGCUGUUACUCACUGUGCUACCACACGUCGAUGACCAUGCCUCCUCCGGCACUCUCCCUGGGUUCGCUGCCGACGCCUGUUUUGGACAAGGACCGCGAGGCGCGACGAAGAAGGAAAGCGUGCAUGUCGGUCCUCCGCUCUGUCCAGUCUUCUCUGGGCUCCACUCCAGAAAGCUCCCCGAGUCUGCGUCCUCUGCCGGACCCGCAGGGUGAAGCGGUGUCGGCCUUCUCGACUCCGCCAGUGGCUCUGCCCUCGCCGCCGCCUGCAGUCCGGCAGCCUUUCUUCCCCUCUGCCUUCCAGACGGCUUCGGGCGUCUCUUCGUCCCUGUGCCCGAGCUGGAGUUCGCAUGCACGGCGCUGCAGCGUGGCGUCGACCUCCUCGCACCGCAGCAGCCACGCCGAUGAGCCGGUCGCGAACAAAGGAGACAGAGAGCGAGCCCUCUGGCCGUCGCUCUGCCAUCCGGGGGCCGGCGACAGCGACGCGUCUUCUUCUCCAGAGUCCCCCGCGUCGCCAACAACGUUUUCACCGCAGCAACUUCGCUUGCGCCCCGACUGGUUCUCUCCCUGUACUCUUGGGACGUUGAUCGGGGCCUGCGUGCAUGCGUACGAUGAACUUCGUGCUGCCUUUCCACCCCCAGAACCCGCGCCUCGCGUCUGCCUCCUCUCGCUACCCGCCCUGUACGCACAGCUGCCGCCCCACUUAAAGACUGGCGCCGUUCUUCUGGACGCCGAGGCCCUGGCGCUCGGCUCUUCCUCGGCCUUCUUCCCCAUUGAGUGUUCCCAGUGUGUAGUCGGAGAGGGGAAGCGUGGCGCAGCGGGUCCAGAGGCCGAGGAGACAGAAGUGAACGACGGGAUGACUGACAUGUCUUCGCAGGACGCCGGGGACAAGCGGCCGGAACUACCGGCGCAUCUGCACGGCCAAUUCGACAUCAUUGUCUGCGAUACGAAAACAGUCACGGUGGCGGCUCUGGAGAACACGGCCGCAUGCAUACGAGCCCUCUGUCGUCGCCGGACUCCAAAGACCUUAAGUUUAGGGCCGCAAGAGAGCAACAGCGUGGACGCCGCAGCCGAAGCACUCAGUGGGUUGUCUCUACACGGCCGAGGCGCGGCAGCGGCUGCGCCUUGCAGAGGAUCUUCCGUGUUGCCCCCCUUUUGCCGAGUUCUCAUGAUUUCCACUUGCCUGCUGUCGCCAGUGGUGGACGACCUUCUGGGUUUGCACCAGUCGCCUUUUCAGCCGUACGUACCCUCCUCCGCACUCUCGUCGCUUCAGCUCCAGUGCAUCUACAGCAACUUCUCGACGUUUCCUGGCCUUCAGAAACACAACACGGUGGAUUUUUCAACUCGUGUGCGAGUCAAGUCGACAGCAUCUCGUCCGCAAAACGACUCCGGGGCUUUUUCAGGUAGCGCGUUUGCCGUCGAACCGACCUCUGGGAGACAGGAAUCUCUCGAAGGAAGCCACGGGUCGAUUCUGUGCGGUGACGCCAUGGUUGCGCGGGCUCUCGUGCUUCAGUCGGAGGAAGAGCAGCGGUCGUCGUGCCGCGCCCAGGAAAGCGGGACGGCGGAUCUUUGCUCGGACAGCCCGUCGGAACAUUCCGCAGAGAUACAGGAGUCGGAGAGACAAGAAGCACGACUGCUGUCCGAAUUCAACAGGCUCCAGCUUCACGGCUGUCCCGUGGCGCAGGCGAGUGCCGCUGACCGACAGUGCGGUUCUUCCAGUUUCCUGUCGCUCCAGAGUGUGCAACCUGGGAGUUCGGUUGUGUCGGCAGAGCCACCAGGUCCUGGACGCAGCAAAGCGUGUCGCGGAAUCACGAUGCGUUCGGCCGAUGACCCGACUGACGACGGCAUUGAUUACGAGCUAGAAUGCGGGAGUCACUUUGGAAUGGUAGCCCACGAGCUUUAGGUGACCCUUAUGUCCGUAGUGAAUCAGCACACAACAGCAUUGGUGCCAGCAGUGUUCGUGUCAGUCAAAUAACGCGCGCAAGGAACACUGCUCAGGACAUACCGUGUCAAUUUCAUUUGCGCCCUGCGGGUUAGGACAGCUGCCAGGAGCACUGGGGAACGCCACCGGGUGCGGAGACUCAGGAAAGAUAGCAACAUUUUUUGCCCCCUGCUGAAACAGGAGGGACGCCGAAUUUAGACCGAAUACAAAGUCGGGAUUUUCUUAAUUAGGGGAGCAAUACCACUACGGGUCGCUUCCAAGUGAGACAUGGAGUGUCACAGGUCUUGCGCGGGUGUAAAAGUAGAAGCUGGUGUACGAUUUAGUUUUUCGCAUGUUAGCGACGUAGCAAAGGAUUCACGGUCCGUCCGUUUUUUUUAACAGAAAGACAAUGCGUG
Messenger RNA from Toxoplasma gondii ME49, 3098 nucleotides. RefSeq lists its product as hypothetical. Lineage: Eukaryota; Apicomplexa; Conoidasida; Eucoccidiorida; Sarcocystidae. The transcript has a single exon. Bases 1 to 2664 code for a protein of 887 amino acids. The record is from RefSeq and is a predicted model, not a curated record.